CUCUCUCUUUCUCUCUUUUUCUCUCUCUUUUUCUCUCUCUUUUUUUCUUCAGGAACAGGAACAAGGAUAUACAGCGCCAAUAAUCAUUUGAGCACCGCACAUUAUACAAACCAGAACACCACAGGAAACUAUCAUCUCCUAUCCUUGCGCUUCCAAGGCUAGUGUACAACAUAGGAGAUCUGAACCUCCUAGACUAUUCUAGUCUUCAUCCACUGCACACUUCUACAGACAGUAUUCACAGCUAUAGCGAAGCCCUUUUAUUCCUCGAGCCGUACUCACCAUAUACAGGCGUGUCAGAGAUGGAACCCGUGCGACAAGGUCGCAGUUGGAUGACGUCGUUGAAGCGCGCGUUAGCGCCAUUGCAACCCCUCGCCACGAUGAUCAGUACUGCUUCUGUGAUGUCCGGUAUUGUGCCCCUGAUGCAGGCAGCGCUCAGAACAGGUAGCCCCACCGUGAUGAUCUUUGGGCUCGCAUUCACGAGUAUGAUGGCGUUUACGAUUGCGUUGUCGCUGGCAGAUAUUGCCUCUGGGUUUCCCAAUGUCAAGGGUGGUCUGAUUGAAUAUAGCCGACGAUUAGCACCACCGAAACUAAGCCGUAUAUCCUCAUGGAUGGUUGGAUGGCUCCAUUUUUGUGCACUCGUUACCGGCGCGACGAGCUACGCAUUUUCAUUUGCGUUGUUCGGGACAACAGUGAUUGAGCUUUCAACAGGUAUUGUGCCUAGCCGCUCAGUCACUGUGUUCAUUCGUAUCCUCGUCAGCAUCCUAUAUGGGACUAUCAGCGCGUUCAAUAUAACGGUCGAUUUCGCCUCUGUGAUGUGGCACAUAAUAGGUCCCAUUUUGAUCCUCAUGACGAUAGCCACCUCGGUUAAAAAUCCACCUUCGGCCCGCUGGGUGUUUACUCAUUUCGAAAAUCAGACUGGAUGGUCCUCACCAUUUUAUGUUGUCCUUCUUGGCCUAACGCAGGGUGCGUUUACGACAGCCGGAUAUGACACGCCGAUCCACACCCUGCAUAACAUCAAAAACGCUGCGUGGAGAGUGCCUCGGGAAAUUCUCUCUGGCCUCCUGGCAUCUUUCAUCACUGGCGAGUUAUUGAUUCUAACGCUUCUUUUUGGGGUCAAUAACAUUGACGCAAUCUUGAAUCCUACGAUAUCGGGCACUGCCUCGGUCGAGAUAUUUGUCCAUUUAGUUGGAAGCAUCGGAGUGGCCUGCAUCUUGCUCAUUUUCAUGGGUACUUUCUUCUUCAGCGGACAGGACGUUUUGAUAGCAUGCAGCAAGAUUGGACACGAACUCGCCAUGAAAGAUGUAUUUCCAAAAUCCGAGUUUCUAUCCCAUGUUGGGCCGAGAGGACAGCCAGCCAGAAUGGCUUGGUUGUGUACGUCCAUUUCUUGCGGCAUCGGGAUUCUAUAUCUUGGGAACAAGACUAUUCUGCAGACCCUAACAUCUGCAGUAGCGAUCGAAUUAAACCUAGUGUAUUGUGCUCCUGUCGCCCUUCGGCUGUUUUAUCCUAGUCCAAUACGCUUCCACCCAGGCUCUUUUUCACUCGGUCGUUGGGGACGACUUCUCGCGGCUGUAGCCGUCUCGUGGUCCGUGAUUUGCGUGUUCACCUUCUCGCUCCCAAAUUAUCACCCCAUUUCGAUCGAUAAUAUGAACUAUGCUAGCGUUCUCUUCCUCUCCACUAUUGGACUGGCAUUGGGAUAUUGGUUUUAUUCUGCGAGACAUUGGUUCGAAAUGGAUCGACCGCCAGCAUCGUCCCCUGAGAAUAAGAGCGAGAAUGAGGCCAAGAUCAAUACAGAGCAACGAAAAUUGCCUGUGGCUGUCAUUUCCGAGGGCUGUCUCCAGGAGAAAGACCUGGAAGAGAUCGAGAGCUGGCUGGAUCGCCUUGAGCGCGACCUUCAUCUAAUGAAAUAACUCCUGCACCUUUUUUCUUGCAGAGAAUCAUAGCAUUUAAUAAUAUCUGUAAAAGUACUUAUAAAGAGGAGGUAGCGCCACUAGAUAAUGACUAUGGAGCCUCC
Messenger RNA from Gamsiella multidivaricata, 2011 nucleotides. RefSeq names its product amino acid/polyamine transporter I. Gene Ontology annotation, molecular function: transmembrane transporter activity. Lineage: Eukaryota; Fungi; Mortierellomycota; Mortierellomycetes; Mortierellales; Mortierellaceae. The transcript is spliced from 6 exons. The record is from RefSeq and is a predicted model, not a curated record. Gene Ontology annotation, cellular component: membrane. The coding region runs from base 300 to 1907 and encodes 535 amino acids. Gene Ontology annotation, biological process: transmembrane transport.